This is a messenger RNA of Aspergillus puulaauensis, 201 nucleotides long. RefSeq lists its product as uncharacterized. The transcript has a single exon. Bases 1 to 201 code for a protein of 66 amino acids. The record is from RefSeq and is a predicted model, not a curated record. NCBI's taxonomy places the organism in Eukaryota, Fungi, Ascomycota, Eurotiomycetes, Eurotiales, Aspergillaceae.
AUGUCGAGGACGAGCGUCUCCAGCGAACGCAUAGAAGAGUUCGCCCAAGAAUUACUCCCACUCGACCACAGAGCUUCAAACGACGACACACAACGAAAUGAAGACAGCGAGCCAGAAUCAGAGUCCGAGCACUCACGCCCACCAAGCAUCCAGCACGCGAAACAGAAACCAUCUACUGCGCAGAAAAUAGGCGCCUAUUAA